This is a messenger RNA of Symsagittifera roscoffensis, 882 nucleotides long. RefSeq lists its product as uncharacterized. The record is from RefSeq and is a predicted model, not a curated record. Gene Ontology annotation, molecular function: dihydroneopterin aldolase activity; 2-amino-4-hydroxy-6-hydroxymethyldihydropteridine diphosphokinase activity. Gene Ontology annotation, biological process: folic acid-containing compound biosynthetic process. The transcript has a single exon. Lineage: Eukaryota; Metazoa; Xenacoelomorpha; Acoela; Convolutidae. The coding region runs from base 1 to 882 and encodes 293 amino acids.
AUGGACAUUCUUGCUAUAAAAAAACUCCGACUGCGAUUCGAGUGUGGAUUCAGUCCACAUGAGAUAGGCAGAAAAGAAGAACUUCUCGCAACUUUGGAAAUUUCCACUUGCGUCAAAGCUGCUGCUCGAAAUGACGACUUGGAUGAAAGCGUCGAUUUAGAGAAACUUACCACAACUGUUAUCUCCGAUUUCGAAGGCUCGAACUUCAACCUUAUCGAAACAGCCGCUAAUCGCAUGGCAUUUUUGUGCUUAACCUUCUCAAGGAGAAUAAAAUCUGUGAAAGUGUUACUAGAGAAACCAGGAGCUAAUAGGUUUGCGCAACAAUGGUCAAUUACCAUUUCAAGAUGUCUAGAAGAUUAUCCAAUCCGUCAACUAGCAAUUUCGACCGGAUCGAAUAAAAAUGCUAAAUUUAAUAUUCAAUCAGCCAUUAAAAAAAUCGACCAAUUUUUUGACUCAAUUGAAAAAAUUUCCAAAUAUUAUGUGACCAAAAGCAUUGGCAAACAUGGAGAAAUCGACCCGAAUAAAGAAGAUUUCAUCAACGCAUGCUGUUUGAUCACAACACGAAUGGAUAAGUUCAUGGCUAAAAGUCAGCUCCGAAAAAUUGAGGCGACGCUUGGUCGCAUUCGAGAUCCAAAUGAUAAAUUUGCAGCCUGUGAAAUUGAUUUAGAUAUUACGUUUGAGGGAAAAAUUGGCAAAGAUUUUUCGGAAAACGCAUUUCUGGACGUACACGAGGUGAAAAAUUUUGCCCAUGUUAUUGUGCCACUGAGUGACGUCAUGCCCGAUUUGUACGACUACCAGUUGCGAGAUACCAUCCUUGGGGCUGCGCAGAAGAAAACGGGCUUGACUAACCCAAGCGACUACUUCGAAACAUGUGAAAUUUAG